Apis laboriosa (Himalayan honeybee) is the source of this 2302-nucleotide messenger RNA. It is a transcript of the gene Edc3, whose product is annotated as enhancer of mRNA-decapping protein 3. Gene Ontology annotation, cellular component: P-body. The record is from RefSeq and is a predicted model, not a curated record. The transcript has 6 exons. Gene Ontology annotation, molecular function: mRNA binding. Lineage: Eukaryota; Metazoa; Arthropoda; Insecta; Hymenoptera; Apidae. Gene Ontology annotation, biological process: deadenylation-independent decapping of nuclear-transcribed mRNA; P-body assembly. Bases 434 to 1822 code for a protein of 462 amino acids.
AAUCUGUUAUUGACUCGUUCACUUCCAGCAUAAGGUCACUUACACGACUCCCUUCGUCUUAGAUAUAUAAAGAGGGGAUAUGUUAGACCAGCUACCCACAGUUAGGUUUCUUUCACAUAAGCAAUGAAAGUUUAUACAUAUACGACGAGACAGGAAUCUUUUUUGUGUCCACUGUGUCUUGCGUGCUUGUGUAUAAACUGGCAUUCCCGGUUUUAGCUUCUUUCUUUCUGUUUGCCUUGAUAGUCUUAUAUUCAGCUUCCGCGCAUUUGUGUAGAAAAGACCUUAGAGUAUACUAGCGCUUCUCCAUAAAGCAUUUCGGUAGUGGGGCUCGUCAUAGUGGGGAUGUUCACUUCGGCGCUUAACAAAGAUUUACAAGCAUUAUUCCGGCACGUUUUGCUGAAUAUAAUUGAAUGAAAUAAGCUAGAUAAUCAGGAUGUCAGAACAAUUUGUUGGUUGUACAGUUUCCGUAAAGUGUAUUGAAGAAGUUGGAACUUACCAAGGACAAAUAUUGGAUUUAAAUAAAGAUUGUAUUAUACUUUCAAAAGCUUUCUGUAAUGGGGUACCUCAUAGUUCACCUAUAGUAGUAUUAUGUGCAAAGGAUAUAUUAAAUGUAGAAUUUAUAUCAAUUAAUGAGACAGCACUCAAUACAAAUGAUAACAAUCAAGCACAUAAUAAUGUAACUGUAAAAAGACCUAUUGCUAAAAGAGCUGGUAGAUCAUUUUCAGAAAGUGUUUCAUCUUCUGUUCAAUCUACAUCAUCACAAACACAAACAAAUGUUAAAAAACCAAAUAGUUCUCAAUCUAUUAUAGAACAAUCUGCUAAUGGAAAAAUUCCAUUAGCUGAAUCUGUUGAUAAACCAAUACAAAAAAAAUUAAGUAAUAGACAAAGAAAUUUAGGACGCGAUGAGGAUACAUUUGGUACUCAAAUUGAUCAAUCGUUGAAUCAAGAUUUUGAUUUUGAGAAGAAUUUAGCUUUAUUUGAUAAAGAGGGCAUGUGGCAGAAAAUAAAUUCUUUAAAACCUAGAAAACAAAGGCAAACAGGAAACUAUAGGCAUGAUGAAAAUAUUAUUGUUUCUGAACCUACAGAUCUUAGACAAAUAAUGGUACCCAGUGCUGGUGAAAUAGAAUAUGUAACAGACAAUGGUUUAAUAAUUCCUAGUAUAACACUUAAUCUUCAUCGUCAAUUAAUAGGAGCAGCAGAUCGAUUGGGGAUUAGUUGGGAACGUAGAGUAGAACUUCUUGGUCGCGCUGGUGCAGAAAUUACAUUACAAUUAUUAGGAGGAAGUCAUCGAUUAGAUCCAAAUAAUGCACAUCAAUGGCCAACAGUUAUUGCUCUUUGUGGACCUCAUCGUUCUGGUGCUGCAGGUGUUAACUGUGCUAGACAAUUAUCUAGUCAUGGUAUUAAGACAAUAGUUUUUGUAGAAAAUUCUGAAGAUGUUUUUCUUCUACAAGAAUUGUCUUUAUAUAAAUUAACUGGAAACAAAGUAGAAACGAAAUUUAAAAAUUUACCAUCAAUGGUGGAUUUAAUAAUUGUAGCUCUUUGUGAUGAAAAUUCACCAAGAAUGAUUACACCUAUAGCAAAGUGGGCAAGUAAUAAUAGGGCACCUAUUUUAGCUAUUGAACCUCCAGCUACAGGAACACCUGGUAUUCUUAGCAAAUGUAGUCUGCUUGGUGGAUUACCAUUAUCUCAUAGUGUUGACAAUGGCAAAUUAUAUUUAUGUAAUCUUGCACUGCCAAACGAAGUAUAUGCAGAUGUUGGUAUAACGUAUAGGUCCCCUUUUGGACCAAAAUUUGUCAUUCCUUUGCAUUCCAAUAAUUCUUAGCAAAUUUAUAAAAAGGAUCAUGCUUCUAAUAAAAUGUUAUAAUUUAGCAUACUUUUACUUUUAUGCCUUGCUAUAUAAUAAAUUUAUACUUACAUCGCAAGAAUAUUGUCCGAAUUUAAUAAUAAAAAUCAUGUGUAAUGUAGCAUUUAAUGUUAUACAGUUGAAAUGUAGUUUGUGUAUAAACUGUUAUAAUUUGGUGUGCAAAGGCAAUUGUGUGUAAUAUUCUUUUAAAUGUAUAAGUAUACAAUGUAUACAUGAGAUUAAUAUAUAAAAGAUGAAUAUACAAUGUUUGGUUUUGUAAGUUACAUAAAAAAAUAAAUGCUUUUAAAUAAAAAUAAUAAAUUCAAGUAAAACUAGUACAUCAAUUUUUAAACAUUAUAAAAGUAUAGAAACUCUACAAAUACUACAAGUAUUUGUUACGCAAAUGUAUUGUUUCGUAUUACAAGUAUAUAAUAACAACAUAAUAUUAUGAUAAGUAAA